Messenger RNA from Enhydra lutris kenyoni (northern sea otter), 998 nucleotides. It is a transcript of the gene GSTK1, whose product is annotated as glutathione S-transferase kappa 1. Gene Ontology annotation, molecular function: glutathione peroxidase activity; glutathione transferase activity. Lineage: Eukaryota; Metazoa; Chordata; Mammalia; Carnivora; Mustelidae. Bases 30 to 680 code for a protein of 216 amino acids. The record is from RefSeq and is a predicted model, not a curated record. Gene Ontology annotation, biological process: glutathione metabolic process. Gene Ontology annotation, cellular component: mitochondrion; peroxisome. The transcript has 8 exons.
AGGCCCAGGGAAACGCGCGCUGCUGCAGCAUGGGGCCGGUGCCGCGCACCCUGGAGCUCUUCUACGAUGUGCUGUCCCCCUACUCCUGGUUGGGCUUCGAGGUCCUGUGCCGGUAUAAGAACAUCUGGAACAUCAGCCUGCAGUUGCGCCCCAGCUUCAUUGCAGGGAUCAUGAAAGACAGUGGAAACCAGCCACCAGCUCUGCUUCCCCGCAAAGCCCAGUACUUGAGAAAUGAUGUCAGGCUCCUGGGACAGUAUGUCCAGGUUCCCAUGCACUUGCCCAAGGAUUUCUUCUCUGUGAUCCUUGAAAAAGGAAGUCUAUCAGCCAUGAGAUUCCUCACUGCUGUGAGCAUGGAACACCCAGAGAUGCUGGAGAAAGUGUCCAGGGAACUAUGGAUGCGUGUCUGGUCACGGGAUGAAGACAUCACGGAGCCCCAGAGCAUCCUGGCUGCUGCAGAGAAGGCUGGCAUGUCUUCAGAACAAGCCCGAGGACUUCUGGAAAAGAUCUCAACACCAAAGGUGAAGAACAAGCUCAAGGAGACCACUGAGGCAGCCUGUAAAUACGGGGCUUUUGGGUUGCCGAUCACAGUGGCCCAUCUGGAUAACCAAACCCACAUGCUGUUUGGCUCUGAUCGGAUGGAGUUGCUGGCACACCUGCUGGUAGUCUUUCGACCUGGUUGACAAUACCCUGAAACCAUACUUGGACAUCUCGUGGGAAGCAGGUAUGUGUCUUUGAUGGCUCAGUGUCUCCAGAGGCAUUAAGAGGGGAUUUCUUGCCUCUGCCCUCUGGCUUUUUCUGCUCUCAGAGCUCAUUUUCCCCUCUUAACCCCCUUCACUUGUGGUUUUCCUCUUCUCCCCUCUUCUGUUAUUCCAGCGUACUCCAGGAUUUCCAGUGAUCCUUACUAGGCUAAUCUGCUCACCAAGGCCAGAAGUACAUCUCCAAAUACACACUCCCUUUUUUAAAGAUUUCAUGACAUGUACAGUUAAUAUAAAUUUAAA